Sinocyclocheilus rhinocerous is the source of this 3548-nucleotide messenger RNA. RefSeq names its product short transient receptor potential channel 5-like. Gene Ontology annotation, molecular function: inositol 1,4,5 trisphosphate binding; store-operated calcium channel activity; protein binding. NCBI's taxonomy places the organism in Eukaryota, Metazoa, Chordata, Actinopteri, Cypriniformes, Cyprinidae. Gene Ontology annotation, cellular component: plasma membrane; cation channel complex. Bases 170 to 3295 code for a protein of 1041 amino acids. The record is from RefSeq and is a predicted model, not a curated record. Gene Ontology annotation, biological process: regulation of cytosolic calcium ion concentration; calcium ion transmembrane transport. The transcript is spliced from 11 exons.
ACUGGCUCUACAUGGGGAAUAUGAGGAUCUCGGGAGGACGCCAAUGAUAAAUAGUAUUCCAGACUCCCCUGCCACAUAAGAAGACCACGGAACACCCUCCUCAGAGACCCCUUGUUUGAUAACGAGGGACGAUUAAAUAUCCACAUAGUAAGGCGCAUCAGCAUCCAUCAUGAAUCCCAUGUCACAUCUAUACUACAAAAAGAGCACCUACUCUCCGUACCGGGACAGAAUCCCUCUACAGAUCGUCCGGGCGGAGGUAGAGCUGUCUCCAGAGGAGCGCUCGUUCCUUUCAGCCGUAGAAAAGGGUGACUAUGCAGGGGUCCAGCAUGCACUACGUGAGGCGGAGGUCUAUUACAACAUUGACGUCAACUGCGUGGAUCCGCUGGGCCGCAGUGCGCUACUAAUCGCUAUUGAGAAUGAGAACCUUGAGGUGAUGGAGCUGCUUCUGGAUCAUGGAGUGAACACUGGAGAUGCUCUGCUCUAUGCCAUUCGCAAAGAAGUGGUGGGAGCCGUAGAGUUACUGCUGUCCCACAGGAAACCCAGUGGAGAGAAACAGGUUCCAUCAUUAAUGAUGGACGCCCAGUUUUCAGAGUUCACACCUGACAUCACUCCCAUCAUGCUCGCCGCCCACACAAACAACUAUGAGAUCAUCAAACUCCUGGUCCAACGCAAGGUCACCAUUCCUCGGCCGCACCAGAUACGCUGUGAUUGUGUGGAGUGUGUGUCCAGCUCUGAGGUGGACAGCUUGCGUCACUCCCGGUCCCGUCUCAACAUCUAUAAAGCACUCGCCAGCCCCUCUCUCAUUGCCCUCUCCAGCGAGGAUCCCAUCCUAACCGCCUUCAGACUGGGCUGGGAACUGAAGGAGCUCAGUAAAGUGGAGAACGAGUUUCGACAAGAGUAUGAGGAGCUUUCUCAGCAGUGUAAGCUCUUUGCAAAAGACCUGCUGGACCAGGCACGUAGCUCCCGUGAGCUGGAGACCAUCCUCAAUCACCGUGAUGACCAGAGCGAGGAGUUGGACCCGCGAGAGUGCCGAGACUUGGCCAAACUCAAGCUGGCCAUUAAAUAUCACCAGAAAGAGUUUGUGGCGCAGCCAAACUGUCAGCAGCUCUUGGCCACACAGUGGUAUGACGGCUUUCCUGGCUGGCGGCGCCGUCACUGGGCAGUUAAGCUGGUCAUGUGCUUCAUUAUCGGCCUGCUCUUCCCUGUCUUCUCGCUGGUCUACCUGCUGGCUCCAAAAAGCACGCUGGGGCUCUUCAUCAAAAAACCCUUCAUCAAAUUUAUUUGCCACACAGCCUCCUACCUCACCUUCCUCUUCCUCCUCCUUCUGGCUUCACAGCACAUAGCACGCACCAACCUACACAUACAGGGCCCUCCACCCACUGAGGUGGAGUGGAUGAUACUACCUUGGGUGCUAGGCUUUAUUUGGGCUGAGAUUAAGGAGAUGUGGGAUGGAGGUUUUAAUGUGUACGUCCAUGACUGGUGGAACCUGAUGGACUUUGCCAUGAAUUCUCUCUAUUUGGCCACAAUAUCUCUAAAGAUCGUCGCGUAUGUCAAGUAUAACAGUUCUCGUCCACGAGAGGAAUGGGAGAUGUGGCAUCCGACACUGAUCGCUGAGGCUUUAUUUGCCAUUGCUAACAUCUUCAGCUCACUUCGGCUCAUCUCCCUCUUCACGGCCAACUCUCACCUUGGCCCGCUGCAGAUUUCUCUUGGCCGCAUGCUGCUGGAUAUCCUCAAGUUCCUCUUCAUCUACUGUCUAGUGCUGCUGGCCUUCGCUAAUGGACUCAACCAGCUUUACUUUUACUACGAGACCGAGGCGGCAGAUGAACCCAGCCACUGCAAGGGGAUCCGCUGCGAGAAACAGAACAAUGCAUUCUCUACGUUAUUUGAAACACUUCAGUCUCUGUUCUGGUCGAUAUUUGGCCUCCUGAAUCUGUAUGUAACAAAUGUGAAAGCUCGGCACGAGUUCACUGAGUUUGUUGGAGCCACCAUGUUUGGCACCUACAAUGUCAUCUCACUGGUGGUUCUCCUUAACAUGCUCAUCGCUAUGAUGAACAACUCCUACCAGCUCAUUGCUGACCAUGCUGACAUUGAGUGGAAGUUUGCUCGAACCAAGCUGUGGAUGAGUUAUUUCGAUGAGGGCGGGACACUCCCCCCACCAUUCAACGCCAUCCCCAGUCCUAAGUCAUUCUGGUACCUGUGUCAAUGGGUACACGGGCGGCUCUGUGGGUCGGAGGCUGCUCCGCCUAAAGAAGACCCCCAUAAACAUGAGAAUCUGAAGGAGUUUACGGAAAAGCAUGCUGACAGGCUGAUACAGAAUCAGCAUUAUCAGGAGGUCAUCCGUAGUCUAGUGAAGAGAUAUGUGGCGUCCAUGAUCCGCAGCGCCAAGACAAGCGAAGGGCUGACAGAGGAGAAUUUUAAGGAGCUGAAACAGGACAUUUCCAGUUUCCGCUAUGAGGUUUUGGACCUUCUAGGCAACCGAAAGCCGCCCCGACGGAACUAUUCCUCCAGCAGUGAGGCGACGCUUCGAGACGAGCUCAGUGACGAUGGCGAGGCCUGUCACCACAGCGAUGGGAGCAGCAUCGGGGCCAAAGGUGUGUCUUUCAAAACCAUUACACCUUCGGAUCCAUCGUACGGAGUCUCCGCCCUCUUUCACUCCAUCUCCGGAAUGGAGGUGGCCACAUCGACAACAGCGGCAUCGUCUGCAUACAGGGAGGGUAAACCAAAGAUCAACGGACUGAGGAAGAACCCCUCACCCUCCUCUUCCCUGUCCUCAGUGGCUGCAGCUAGACCUGCACUUUCACGAACUUGGAGGCGCUUUUCACGCUUCUCUAGUUCCAAGAAAAACUCCUUCAGACGGCUCGGGCUGCUGUUCUCACGCAUGGGCAGCCACCUUCCACAGCCUGCAGGUGUUACUGCUGCAACCUACACUAUCUCAGAUGGAUUGCUUCAACCGCCGGGGGCUUGGCAUGACUUGGGCUUCACUAGGGGUGAUGGUCCAGUCACCCGCAGCGAGACCAACCUUAAUCAGGUGGAUGUGGCUGUUUUAAAUGAGGGCGACAAUGCCAUGACAACAAAUGGACAGAGAGCUAACGUGAGGGAUGUUUUACUGACAUUAGGACCUCUGUCCCCACCCUCUUCCCUGCACUGUGCUUCCAGUUUCUCCGCCUACAGCUCCCGCCUCCUGGACUCAAAUGAGGACGUGUUCCAGGGAUUGGUCGGGCCCUGUGGCGGACAAACGCCAGACUCCUCCCACUGGGUAACGGAGCAGGACGAUUCGGUGACCACGCAGCUAUAGUAUUGCGAGUAUGUACUGUACAGCACUUUGAUAAUAACAAUAAUCAGUGAUGAUAUCAAUAACUAUUACCUUAACCACAACCGAUUCUUCUGUUUGUUCUUUUGUUUGCUGCUGCAAUAUUUGUUUCAAUAUUUCUUUCUGGGAUUUAACCAAAUCGAAGGUCAUUUACAAGACAGAUGAGAUGAGUAAAUGAAAUGAUGGACGACAAGAGAUGCAGAAGGGACAGAAAAGUGCCAUAGUCAGCAGAGCAGAC